Molecule: messenger RNA, 2275 nt
Organism: Oreochromis niloticus (Nile tilapia)
Lineage: Eukaryota; Metazoa; Chordata; Actinopteri; Cichliformes; Cichlidae
Product: complement C1q subcomponent subunit B-like
Exons: 3
Coding region: 29-799 (256 amino acids)
Molecular function (GO): protein binding
Source: RefSeq, a predicted model, not a curated record
GGUGUGUGACACUGAAUCAACUUGGAAGAUGGAUUUUGACAUUUUAUGCUAUAUUGUGCUGUUCUGUGGCUUGGGUUUGGCCCGCAGUGAUAAUAAUGCUACAGAAACAAAGUCAUGCAAUCCUGACAUGUGCAAAUUCUUGGUAGACUUCGGGGCCAUAACAGAAAAAGUGAACUCUAUGGAAACCAGGCUGGAGCACAGUGAAACUACGCUGAAGGAAAGUGAAACCAGGCUGAAGGACACUGAAAUGAGCCUAAAGGAGACUGUGACCCAGCUGAAAAACACUGAAUCUAGGCUUAAGGACAGUGAGACAAAGCUGAACCACACUGCAAACAGGCUGAAGGAGAGUGAAAACCAGAUUUUGGAACUGCAACACAAAGAAAGAACCAAGAUAAUAUUCAGUGCAACAUUAGGAAGCGGUGGACAUAUUGGACCUUUCGACACAGACAUAAUCUUAGUCUACAAGGGCGUAAUUACAAAUAUUGGCAAUGCCUACAGUCCAGUAACAGGUGUCUUUACAGCACCCAUUGCAGGUGUUUAUUACUUUACCAUCUUCUGUCAUGCUAGAGGAGAUCGUUCUCAACGGCUGUAUCUGUACAAGAACAACGAGGUGAUGGUCAUGACAAAUGAUCAUGCGAUUGAUACUGACACUAGAAGGGAAACUGAUAACGGAGGAAACGCAGUGUUCCUGCAGCUGCAGCAAGGAGACAAAGUUUAUGUGGUCCUGGAAGAAGAAACACAUGUUUGGGGAGGCGAAAGUCAAACAACCUUUAGUGGUUUUUUGGUCACACAAAUGUGAGAAAUGGCAAAUAUGCUUUUGCUUAAGAUGGCCUCGGUGCAGUUCUCACAUCAGGGACAUCAUUCUCACCACUCAAGAUAUAAUUCUCAAAGUAGUUAAGGCAUUUUUCAUAGACUCACCUGUGUAAAACACACUGAAACAAUCCAAAGUUUUUUCACAUGUCAAAAAAAUGUGAAUCAAAUCAAUCACUUCAGCUCUGUGAUCAGUGAAUUAAUUAAGAGCAUCCAAUACUGUAAAUGCUAUUUGUGAAGAAGAAAUGAAGAAGUACACUCUUGUGAGAAGUAAGUAUGUAAGUAUUCACUGCCUGAAUCACAGUGUGGGUGAAACGUAAUGUAGAAAAAUACAAACUAAAAACACAGAGCAUCAACUGUAUAUUAUCAUGACAGUAUUUUAAAAUGCAGUUUCCUAAUAACAUGACAAACCUUUAUAACUCAAAAACAGUGGUGCAUAGUCCCAGACAGAGAUUGUGCACCACUUCUUCUGUGUGUCUGGUAGGUGACCAUGUGACCAGCUCAUGGAAUCUUUAUCAGUUGUUAUCAGUCCUAAACACAUCAUUAGUAGGUGGCCUCCUCUGAACACCAGUUGGAGUGAAAGGAAGUAAAUAAUUCCAGGUUAAACUACUAACAGAAUUUAACAUUUGGACACUGGAGGAAGUGUCCAAAUGCAGUAUUGCAUUUUUACUUUACUAUUCUCUUUACUUUGCUAACUAUCUGUAAUUCUCUGAUAGAAAAUAGAAAAUGGGCAGCACUUUUAUAAAUCAAGACUUUGCUUUAGGCUCUUAAUAAAUUGCUACUCAGAUGAGUUUUAGUUCUAUAUGUCAGUUUGUGUUUUUCCCCAUUGUUAAAAAAGAAAAUUAACAUGAAAGACAUGAUACUAAAUCAUAACAGACUACAAUGAAGCUUAUAUGGAUGUUUUUGUUAAGUAAACAAAACAUCUAGACAUCAUUAUAUUCUAAACUGUAUAUUUAACUAUAUAAAGACACUUCAUUUCCUUCAGGGAUCCCAGGUGGCAAGUGCCCUCUAGCCUGAUCGGCCCCACGGUCCCGGUACCGGGGGCAAAAGGGAGGAGAUCAGGUUUAACUGGUUAUAACACGGGGUCAAAAAUAUAAGUCCACAGAGGUUUCUGUGGAUACCACAUGUGUGGUAUCCACAGAAACAUCUGAAUCUCAGCUAAAAUCUCAUAUAAGCCAUUUUGAGAACCACGAAACACAACGGAAACAAGCCAUGAUUAAAAGAGCAGUUACGUAAAUGCGCAAAAGUCCGCUGAAUGUAUAGGUUAUGUGAAUUGUAGUAAAAGCACUUUCAGUCAUCAGGAAAAAAAAGUGUCCUACAAGUGUUCUCAGUGUGAAAAAAUCUGUUAAAAAAUGGAAUCUGUUAAUUGUGGGCAAGCCAAUGUUAAAGUAACUGAGAUUAAAACAGAGAUAAAAAGAGGGGAUAGCAAUACAGUAAAGCCACCAGACUUGCCAUUUCAGUGAUU